Molecule: messenger RNA, 975 nt
Organism: Mandrillus leucophaeus (drill)
Lineage: Eukaryota; Metazoa; Chordata; Mammalia; Primates; Cercopithecidae
Gene: MOSPD1
Product: motile sperm domain containing 1
Exons: 6
Coding region: 265-906 (213 amino acids)
Cellular component (GO): cytoplasm
Source: RefSeq, a predicted model, not a curated record
CUUCCUCCCACCUCCCACCCCCAAGUCGCGGCUCAUCCUCGAGGGCGGAGAGAGGUGGCAUUUGAGUCCUCCGGUAUCCCAGCAGGCAGUGCAGCCUAGAGACGCUGACAAAGGAGCGGAGGAGCAGUCGCAGCUGCUUUCCGAGGAAGCCGGUGUUGCCGAGAUUGCCAAAAUGCUUUGGAGUUUUUAACUGAAUCUAAGAAAAGUCCAAAAUAGAUUUGAGACUGUAAAAACAGAAACUGCAGCAAGGGGGAUUCAGUGCCAAUGCAUCAACAAAAAAGACAGCCAGAGUUAGUGGAAGGAAAUCUUCCUGUUUUCGUGUUCCCCACGGAGCUCAUAUUUUAUGCAGAUGAUCAGUCAACACAUAAGCAAGUGUUGACACUGUACAAUCCCUAUGAGUUUGCCUUAAAGUUCAAAGUUUUGUGUACUACUCCAAAUAAGUAUGUUGUCGUUGAUGCUGCAGGUGCAGUAAAGCCUCAGUGUUGUGUGGAUAUUGUGAUUCGUCAUAGAGAUGUUCGAUCCUGUCACUAUGGUGUAAUAGACAAAUUCCGUCUUCAAGUUUCUGAGCAAAGCCAGAGGAAGGCUUUGGGAAGAAAAGAGGUUGUUGCUACUCUUCUCCCAUCAGCAAAAGAACAACAAAAGGAAGAAGAGGAAAAAAGAAUAAAGGAACAUUUAACUGAAAGUUUAUUUUUUGAGCAGUCAUUUCAACCAGAAAACAGAGCUGUCUCCUCAGGACCUAGUUUACUAACUGUCUUCCUGGGAGUGGUGUGCAUUGCAGCCCUGAUGCUGCCUACAAUGGGGGAUGUGGAAUCGCUGGUGCCUCUCUACCUCCACUUAAGUGUGAAUCAAAAAUUAGUGGCUGCUUAUAUCUUAGGUCUUAUCACAAUGGCCAUACUUAGAACAUGAGCAAGGAUUUCAGUUGACUUCUGAAGUAAAUCUAUCUUGAAAAUAUGAAUGUGGACUGCCUUUUAUCUC